Messenger RNA from Ilyonectria robusta, 942 nucleotides. RefSeq lists its product as uncharacterized. The coding region runs from base 1 to 942 and encodes 313 amino acids. The record is from RefSeq and is a predicted model, not a curated record. NCBI's taxonomy places the organism in Eukaryota, Fungi, Ascomycota, Sordariomycetes, Hypocreales, Nectriaceae. The transcript has 3 exons.
AUGGCUACCUCAAUCAAAAAUGUCGCCCUCCUUGGAGCCACUGGUUCCCUCGGCGCCUACAUCUUCAGAGCUCUCGUUGAUGCAAACUUCACCGUCUUGGUAAUUCAGCGCAAAGAGUCCACCAAGCCAGCUCCCCGUGGUUCUCAGUCUAUCAAAGUCGAUCUCACUAGUAAGGAUGAGCUUGUUGACGCCCUGAAAGGCCAGGACGCUGUCGUCAGUACUUCUCCUAACCCUAGUCUCCUGUCCGAGAAGCCCCUCAUCGAUGCCGCCAUCUCUUCAAACAUCAAGCGCCUCAUCCUCUCGGAGUACUCGACCAACAUCGACAACCCCAAAUGUGCUAUCCUCCCCAUUCUAGCGAACAAGGUCGCCGUCCGCGCAUACGUCAACUCGCUUAUUCCCUCAGCAUCCAGUACCACCACUCGGUCCUCGGUCAACAACGGCCCCCUCUUCGACACGUUGUUCCCAUUCGGUAUCCUGGGCCCCAACUUGAAGACCAAGACUGCCACGUUCCACGACGGGGGAGAGCGAAUCGUCUGCACCAGCCGGCAUAAAGACAUUGCCGCGGCCGUGGCGAAAUCUCUUUCCCCGGAGCACUAUGCCGAAACGGCUAACCAUCCUAUCUACAUCUAUAGCGCUGCGAUCUCAGAGAAAAUUCUCACUGAUGUGGCGGCCAAGGUGACAGGCAUUGACUUUGGGAGCGUGGAGGGCGGGCAGAUCAAGGAUGUUGAUAUCGAGGAGCUCCGAGCGCAGGCGGAUGAGUUAACGAGCAAGGGUGACAAGUCGGCCUGGUUUGAUUAUUAUUAUUCUGUCAUGUAUGGGAAAGGUUAUGGAGGGGAUUUUAGACUGAAGGCAUGGAAUGAGAAGCUGGGCAUUAAGCCAAUGAGUCAGAGCGAACUGGCGGAGUUUGUGGAGGAGAUUGCUAAGGAAAUGAGGGUUCUGUGA